This is a messenger RNA of Parascedosporium putredinis, 372 nucleotides long. The record is from the annotation of a GenBank genome assembly. Lineage: Eukaryota; Fungi; Ascomycota; Sordariomycetes; Microascales; Microascaceae.
AUGAAGGAACCUUUAGGCGACGCGACUAAUCCCGGCGCCCAGCCAAGCCUAUUCUCGAAAGCGAGCGGCCUCUUUCGCAGGUCUCACGAUGAGCCCGUCCUUCCCCGAUACUCGGAUCAGAUUGACCCGCGCGACCACUCCGCGACGAUAAUCAAUGGCGACGCGACAUCCUCCACCGCCAACGCGGCCUCGAACCGCGCUUCUCAAGAGAAGAAGACGGGCGCGACCACGAAUGGCGGCCUAGACCACACCGCGUCAAUUAGCCAGGAACCACCGCCGUCAAGACCGAAGGCGGCCGGGACCCAGCACCCUCCGGCGACGGGCAGCAGUCGUCCGGCGGAGAUGGGGAUGGCGCUCCGAAGAGGACGCUGA